AUGGAACUCGCAUACAAUAAAAGUUUCCUCUUAUUUGCUAUUAUUAUCAUUGGCAGUCAACUAUUAUAUGUUUAUGCUGAAUCCUCCGCAAUACAAUCGAAUACAAAUUCUAUUGAUUUAAGCAAACGAUAUCGUCUUGAUAAGAAAGAAAUACCAACAUCAAAUGAAAAUAAAAAAUCAAAUGAUGAUGGUAAUGAUGAUCAAACUAAAGAUGAUCAUUUACUAUUAAUGGACAAACGAUACCGUUUUGAUAAACGUUAUCGUUUUGAUAAAAAGCAAUUGGAUAUGGAUAGAAUUAAUAAACGGUAUCGUUUUGAUAAACGUUAUCGAUUUGAUUAA
This is a messenger RNA of Rotaria sp. Silwood2, 339 nucleotides long. The record is from the annotation of a GenBank genome assembly. NCBI's taxonomy places the organism in Eukaryota, Metazoa, Rotifera, Eurotatoria, Philodinida, Philodinidae.